Messenger RNA from Choloepus didactylus (southern two-toed sloth), 8268 nucleotides. It is a transcript of the gene HECW2, whose product is annotated as HECT, C2 and WW domain containing E3 ubiquitin protein ligase 2. Lineage: Eukaryota; Metazoa; Chordata; Mammalia; Pilosa; Megalonychidae. The record is from RefSeq and is a predicted model, not a curated record. Gene Ontology annotation, molecular function: protein binding; ubiquitin-protein transferase activity. The coding region runs from base 262 to 4989 and encodes 1575 amino acids. Gene Ontology annotation, biological process: regulation of dendrite morphogenesis. The transcript is spliced from 29 exons.
GGGCCGUAAGGUUGGGAACCUCAACGCAGAAUCGCUCAGCCCCGUGGCUGCGGCCGCCGCAGCCGGGAGCUGCAUGCGACGGGCGGCGGCGCCCCCGGCCGCCUGCUUCCCUCGCGGUGCGCGCGGACCGGCUGGAGGGCACCCGCCCUGGGCUACUGCGGGGCCGCCUUCCCUCGGGUAGUCCCGUCCCCACGCGCAGCCCGUUGCGGCCGGCGCAGAGAUCCAGCUUUGUAGGAAGUCAAGCUCAGAGAGGCAGACGGGAUGGCUAGCUCAGCCCGGGAACAUCUGCUUUUUGUGCGGCGUCGGAAUCCCCAGAUGCGCUACACACUGAGCCCAGAAAACCUUCAGAGCCUUGCUGCCCAGAGCUCCAUGCCAGAGAACAUGACCCUACAGAGGGCCAACAGCGACACGGACUUGGUGACUUCCGAGAGCCGCUCCAGCCUGACUGCCAGCAUGUACGAGUACACGCUGGGGCAAGCCCAGAACCUCAUUAUCUUCUGGGACAUUAAGGAGGAGGUGGAUCCCAGUGAUUGGAUUGGACUUUAUCAUAUAGAUGAGAAUUCUCCAGCUAACUUCUGGGAUUCUAAAAACAGAGGUGUGACAGGAACACAAAAAGGACAAAUUGUAUGGAGAAUUGAGCCAGGGCCUUAUUUUAUGGAACCGGAGAUAAAAAUCUGUUUUAAAUACUACCACGGCAUUAGUGGAGCCUUGCGAGCCACGACCCCUUGCAUCACCGUGAAGAACCCCGCUGUGAUGAUGGGGGCAGAAGGCACGGAAGGAGGUGCUUCAGGAAAUCAGGAUUCUCGGAAACUCGUCAGCUUUACAUUGUCAGAUCUUAGGGCAGUUGGGCUAAAGAAAGGGAUGUUCUUCAACCCUGACCCUUACCUUAAGAUGUCCAUCCAGCCAGGGAAGAAGAGCAGUUUCCCCACCUGUGCCCAUCAUGGGCAGGAGAGAAGGUCUACGAUCAUCAGUAAUACCACCAAUCCAAUUUGGCACCGAGAGAAAUAUUCCUUUUUUGCACUUCUUACUGAUGUCUUAGAAAUUGAAAUUAAAGACAAAUUUGCCAAGAGCCGUCCCAUCAUCAAGCGUUUUCUGGGGAAAUUAACCAUACCUGUCCAAAGGCUCUUGGAGCGGCACGCCAUCGGUGAUCAAAUGCUCAGCUACAACCUUGGCAGAAGGCUCCCUGCUGACCACGUGAGUGGGUACCUUCAGUUUAAAGUGGAGGUUACAUCUUCUGUUCAUGGAGAUGCUUCUCCAGAAGCUGUUGGCACAAUCCUUGGAGCCAACACGGUGAACGGAGAUCUAGGAAGCCCUUCUGAUGAUGAGGACAUGACAGGGGGCCAUCAUGACAGCCCUGUGUGCUCUAAUGGACCAGUUUCUGAGGACAGUGCUGCUGAUGGGAUGUCCAAGCAUUCUUUCAGGACUAGCUCUACUCUGGAAAUAGACGCAGAGGAAUUAACCUCUACUUCUUCAAGGACCUCACCUCCCAGAGGACGUCAGGAUUCACUCAAUGAUUAUUUAGAUGCUAUUGAACACAAUGGCCCUUCCAGGCCGGGGACAGCUACCUGCUCUGAGAGGUCCAUGGGAGCCUCUCCAAAACUAAGGAGUAGUUUUCCCACCGACACAAGACUCAAUGCAAUGCUUCACAUUGACUCAGAUGAGGAAGAUCAUGAGUUUCAGCAAGACCUGGGUUAUCCAUCUUCCUUGGAGGAAGAAGGAGGAUUAAUAAUGUUUAGCAGUGCAUCAAGAACUGAUGAUGGGAGCUUGACAUCUCAGACAAAGCCAGAAGACAACCCAGUUGAGAAUGAGGAAGCCUCUACAAUUGAAGCAGCUUCCUUUGAGGAUAAGCCAGAAAGUCUUCCAGAGCUUGCAGAUAGCUCCUUACCCUCAGGCCCAACUCCGGAUGAAAGUGAAAAUGGCCCUGACUCUCAGCCAAGUGGUGACCAGGGCAGCAGUGAAUUGUGUGGCUCUCAAGAGGUGGAUCAGCCCACAAGUGGGGCUGACACAGGGACAUCCGAUACAUCAGGAGGAAGCCGAAGAGCCAUCAGUGAGACGGAGUCCCUGGAUCAGGGGUCUGAGCCUUCCCAGAUUUCCUCGGAAACGGAACCCAGUGAUGCUGCAAGGACAGAGAGUGUGAGUGAGGCCAGUACCAGGCCCGAGGGAGAAAGUGACCUGGAAGGCGCCGACAGCUCCUGCAAUGAGAGUGUAACCACACAGCUGUCUUCAGUGGAGACGCGAUGCUCAUCUCUCGAGAGUGCUCGCUUUCCCGAAACCCCAGCAUUUUCUUCUCAGGAGGAGGAAGAUGGAGCCUGUGCAGCAGAGCCCACCAGCAGUGGCCCUGCCCAAGGGUCCCAGGAUUCCAUAUGCACUCCCGGUUCUUUACCUGUGGUGCAGGUGCUCAGUGGGGAGGAAGAAGGGCCAGGGGCAGAAUCGGCCACUUUACCUGACCAAGAGGAGAUGGGGGAGGUCUGGCAGCGGAGGGGAAGCCUGGAAAGAGCUGCUGCUGCUGCUGCUGCUGCUGUGACCCAGCCCCAAGAAGAAGGUGAUGCUGGGGAUGCCCAAGGUGCUUGUGAAGGGGCCACUGCCCAGGAAGAGGGUGCAGCUGGAGGUUCUCAAGCCAAUGGCCACCAGCCGCUGCGAUCGCUACCUUCAGUGCGCCAAGAUGUUAGCCGGUACCAGAGGGUGGACGAGGCUCUCCCACCAAACUGGGAGGCACGCAUUGACAGCCAUGGGAGGAUCUUCUACGUGGAUCACGUAAACAGAACUACAACGUGGCAGCGGCCAACAGCUCCCCCGGCCCCGCAGAUGCUUCAGAGGUCUAACUCUAUCCAGCAAAUGGAGCAGCUGAACCGUCGAUACCAGAGUAUCCGUAGAACUAUGACUAAUGAGAGGCCUGAGGAAAAUGCCAGUGCUCUUGAUGGGGCAGGAGAGGAUGCCGACUUUCACCAAGCCAGUACAGAUUUCCGUCGGGAGAACGUCGUGCCCCACUCUACCUCCAGAUCCAGGCUCACACUGCUGUUACAGUCUCCCCCCGUGAAGUUCCUCAUCAGCCCAGAGUUCUUCACCGUGCUGCAUUCGAACCCUAGUGCCUACCGCAUGUUUACAAACAACACGUGUUUGAAGCACAUGAUCACCAAAGUCCGGCGGGACACCCACCACUUUGAACGCUACCAGCAUAACCGGGACCUUGUGGGAUUCCUCAACAUGUUUGCGAACAAACAGCUGGAGCUGCCAAGGGGCUGGGAAAUGAAACAUGAUCAUCAGGGCAAGGCGUUUUUUGUCGACCACAAUUCCCGUACCACCACUUUCAUUGAUCCUCGGCUCCCCCUUCAAAGCAGCCGACCCACAAGCGCCUUGGUUCACCGGCAACACUUGACCAGGCAGCGCAGUCACAGUGCUGGGGAGGUAGGAGAAGAUUCCCGACAUUCAGGACCACCAGUUCUUCCCAGGCCAUCCAGUACGUUCAACACAGUCAGUAGGCCACAGUACCAGGACAUGGUUCCAGUGGCUUACAAUGACAAGAUUGUUGCGUUUCUGCGUCAACCCAAUAUCUUUGAAAUUCUACAGGAGCGUCAACCUGAUCUUACCAGGAAUCACUCACUCAGGGAGAAGAUCCAAUUUAUCCGCACUGAAGGGACCCCGGGACUGGUGCGCCUUUCAAGUGACGCAGACCUUGUUAUGUUGCUGAGUUUAUUUGAAGAAGAGAUAAUGUCAUAUGUGCCUCCACAUGCCUUACUCUACCCCAGUUACUGUCAGUCCCCCCGCGGCUCCCCCGUGUCCUCCCCUCAGAACUCUCCAGGUACUCAGCGUGCCAAUGCCCGAGCUCCAGCCCCUUACAAGCGAGAUUUUGAAGCCAAACUAAGGAACUUUUACAGAAAGCUAGAAACUAAAGGAUAUGGACAAGGCCCAGGGAAAUUAAAGUUAAUUAUCAGAAGAGAUCACUUAUUAGAAGAUGCAUUUAAUCAGAUUAUGGGCUACUCCAGAAAAGACCUGCAGAGAAAUAAGCUGUACGUCACCUUUGUUGGGGAGGAAGGGCUGGAUUACAGCGGACCUUCCAGAGAGUUUUUCUUCCUGGUAUCCAGAGAACUCUUUAACCCAUAUUAUGGCUUAUUUGAAUAUUCAGCCAAUGACACAUACACAGUGCAAAUAAGUCCCAUGUCUGCUUUUGUAGACAAUCACCAUGAAUGGUUCAGGUUCAGUGGUCGGAUCCUCGGUCUUGCACUAAUACACCAGUAUUUGUUGGAUGCCUUCUUCACUCGGCCGUUUUACAAAGCUCUUCUUAGAAUUCUGUGUGACCUGAGUGAUCUAGAAUAUCUUGAUGAAGAAUUCCACCAGAGCCUGCAGUGGAUGAAAGACAACGAUAUCCACGAUAUCCUGGACCUCACAUUCACUGUGAAUGAGGAAGUUUUUGGACAGAUUACCGAACGAGAAUUAAAACCAGGGGGUGCCAAUAUCCCGGUCACAGAGAAGAACAAGAAGGAGUACAUCGAGAGGAUGGUGAAGUGGAGGAUUGAGAGGGGUGUUGUGCAGCAAACAGAGAGCUUAGUACGCGGCUUCUAUGAGGUGGUGGAUGCCAGGCUGGUGUCUGUUUUUGAUGCAAGAGAACUGGAACUGGUCAUUGCGGGCACAGCUGAAAUAGACCUGAGCGACUGGAGAAACAACACAGAAUAUAGAGGAGGAUACCAUGACAAUCAUAUUGUAAUUCGGUGGUUCUGGGCUGCAGUGGAAAGAUUCAACAAUGAACAACGACUAAGGUUGUUACAGUUUGUCACAGGCACAUCCAGCAUUCCCUAUGAAGGAUUUGCUUCUCUCCGAGGGAGCAAUGGCCCAAGAAGAUUCUGUGUGGAGAAAUGGGGGAAAAUCACCGCUCUUCCCAGAGCUCAUACUUGUUUUAACCGUCUGGAUCUCCCCCCAUAUCCAUCCUUCUCCAUGCUUUAUGAAAAACUCUUGACAGCAGUUGAAGAGACAAGUACCUUUGGACUUGAGUGACCUGGCAGCACAAUGCUCAGCUCCUUAUGGACAGGCAAUUUCAGAAGCUGCCCUCAGGAAGAAUGACUGAAAACUGGAAGUUUCACAAGUAAAGUUGAGUGCUGUUAUUUUCCAGGAACAAGUGCUCUGUUGCUUUUGGGAACUAGAUAAUGGUGAUUAGUCCUCUUGGAAGGAUUUGGGUGAGCUUGAUGCCCAGGACACAACCCAACAGUCUUUCAAUCAAUAGUUCUUCUCAACUGCCAAACUUUUUCCAUUUGUUGUAUCCCAAGACAAAGAUGAGCGUGUACAUGAUCAGCUCCAUGGUAAUUUUUAGGGAUUCAGGAGAAUCUUAAAAGGUUCAAGCCAAACUGGCAGCACUUGGCCAGUCUCCAAAUUAAAGUGCAAGUUAAAUAGUAUAUAAAAACAAAUAUAUUUCCUGAAGUACAUUCAUUUAAGCCCCGUUACAGCAGAAUAUUUCUUUCUUGCUUGUGAGUGCUUGCAUGAUGUGCACCAUAGGUUUCAGCUUUCAUGGGACACAGGGGAAAAUGAAAUCAAGUCAAUAUGAGGUAACUUUAAAGAUUUGCAAUAAGGUGGUCUGUGACAAUGUAUAUGCAAGUGUAUGUGUGUAAUUAUGGCUAAAGACAAACUGUUAUACAAUGAAUUACUAAUGACAGAUUUUAUGCUUUAUAAUGCAUGAAAACAGUUGUAAAAUAACUAGCAAUUAAUCACAGCAUAUAAGGAAAAAGUACAGUAAGUUCUGUUUAUUUUUUAUAGGUUCAUUAUAUUUCUGUUCUUUAAUCUGUAUAUAAGAACCUACCUAUCAUACUGUAUGUGUCAGCCAUUCCAUUUUCAUGGUCCAUGCUUACUCGGGCAUCUUGCUAGUGUGUAUCCUUUAAAGCACUCUCAAGGGAACAAAAGGGCCUUUUAUUUUUGUAAAGGUAAAAAAAAAAAAAAAUUCCCCGAAAUAUUUUGCACUGACUGUACCAAAGUUGAAGGGCCAUUACGAUAUGACUAACAGCAACUCCAUCACUUGACAAGCAUAAUAGAAAACAGCUUCUAAAUCAAACUUCCUUCACAGUGCCAUGUCUUGUCUACCACUACAAGGACUGUGCAUACAAGUAAUAAUUUUUUAAGACUCACUAUAUGUGAUAGUAUAAUAUGCAUUUAUUUAAAAUGCAUUAGACUUUCUUCCAUCCAUCAAAUACUUUAAAGGAUGGCAUUUAAUACAGAUAUUUCGUAUUUCCCCCACUGCUUUUUAUUUAUACAGCAACAUUAAACACUAAGCUCAGUUAGAGAGCUGUCAGCAACACCGAAGAGAUCAGCUCUCUUUAGUAGUAAGAAUUCCAUUUUCCCCCAUCAGUGAAGACAUCACAAAUUGAAACCCUCAGUACUGUAUUUCUAAGCCUGCAUUUUCACUGAUGCAUAAUUUUCUUAUCAAAAACAAGAAACAGUUUUCUAUGACAUCUCAGAAACUGCAUGGCAUCACUAAUUUUCUUUCUGCUUAAUUUUUCUGGAGGGCGUCCUUCGUUUUAAUUGCUUCUGGGAAUACUCCAUAUCACUGUUUAUUUCUUGACUUAUGGCCAGAACUAAUCAGACAUUCAAUGGAGUGAAGUUAAAUUGUGGGUAAUAAAAGCAUUGGAUUAACAUUUGGUUUGUCAGCCUAUGGUAUUACAGGCAUUGUUUGAACAUUUCUUUGAGAACUAUCUUUAAAAGUAGUCAUGGAAUUCCUGUUAGAGGAUAUUGGCAGUCUCACUGUAUAGGGGUCGUAUGCAUGGUUUUCAGAGGUUAUUUGUAAAAACUGACUGCUCUCCAGGUGGACCCAGUUAAACUGUGAUUACUGACGUGACCCUCAAGAGGAAUUUUAUUCCUGUUACAUUCCUGCGCUGAAGGCAGGUACCGCAGUGCAGAGAAAAUGUUCUGAUGAAAAAGGAUAAAGAAACCUGGAAAUAAGAAGGGAAGAGCUGUACACCAUAAUUGGACCAGAAAAAAAAGCGAAGAAGAAAAAAUUUUAACUGGAAUGUUACUUACUGAUCAUGAAUAUAAGUAUAUAUUUAAUUUUUGCAGAUUUUUACUUGCUUAUAUAUUUUUCAUUAUAAGAAAACAUAGUAUAAUGUUCUUUUUUUAAAAAAAACAUAUUUUUGAUGGUAUAUAAGAUGUUUCAGAGCUGGUGUUCUCUAAGGUUGUGUCUCUUUCAUAAAUUCAUUCCUAGACCAUGUUAGCUUUCAUUUUGGUUUGUGAUACUUUGUUACCGUAUUCCAUAUUGUUAGGUAAAAGAGACUCAAAAUAAAGUAAUCUCUUUAAUUAUUUCUAACAAAUAUAUUUCUUUGUUAAGAAAUCCAACUUCUUCCCAAAUAACAGUUCUCUUAACUUGUGUAGCCAUUGUUAGUGUAAUCAUCUAGCUGAUACCAUUCUAAGAAUUGGGAAUUAUCAAAGGUUUGCUUAGCAUAUCAGAACACCAUGAUAACUCAACUGUUAUUCUUCAUUAGUGAAACAAAAAAGCAGCCAAACAGUAACUAUAGAAAAAUAUUAAAUAGUGUUUCCACAGAAUAAAUUAGACUAAUAUACUCUACAAUUAGAUAUAUGCAUAAAUAUUUUCUUCUGGCCUGUGAGCCUAGAUAACUUGAUUUUAUGGUCUUGUUUUCUUUAGGAAAUUCAUAAGUCAUGCUUCUUAUACCAUAAAAGACAGUCAUGAUAUGUGGUAUAUGUACACUGAAUGUCAUAUGAGAGAAAAGGUAUACUAUUGGCAUUUACUCUGUGCCAGUUACUUUGUUUGAUGAUGGAGAUACCAGAUGCAAAAAUCUGCCCUUGAGACACAGUAUAGUAGAUAUCCAAGUUUUAAAAAAAGUAUUUUUAAUAAAACUGGCAAUUUCUGCAGUAAAGGAAUGAGGAGAACACGGCUUAUUCCCUCUUGGACAUUCAAUGAAGGCUUCAUAGACUGGAGAUAAAUUAUCAGAAAAAAAUAUCAUAGACUGGAUAAAAAUAUCACAUAAAUUCUGUUUCCAUCAGUAACUAAUGGCAUUUAAUAGUGUGUCAGUGCCAGUCAAGUGUUGAAGCCCAGGCUGCAUGUACACACAGAGGAUUUAAACCGUGCAGGGGAGAGCUGAACUGUGAAGGAGCAACUCAAGUGUCUUCAAAUUACCAAAGAAAUGCCAAAGUUAAGUCCAGUAGUGUCCCCUCUGAUUCAUCUGUACUACAAUGGACUUCUAAUUUUCAGUGUGAAAAUCCCCAGUCCCUGAGCCAAACACACCUCUGGGAUCAAAACAUUUUUCUUGUUCUCAAAAUGAAUGGAUCUUGGGUUAA